Messenger RNA from Drosophila eugracilis, 1957 nucleotides. RefSeq names its product membrane-bound transcription factor site-2 protease (gene S2P). The record is from RefSeq and is a predicted model, not a curated record. The coding region runs from base 221 to 1747 and encodes 508 amino acids. Gene Ontology annotation, molecular function: protein binding; metalloendopeptidase activity. Gene Ontology annotation, cellular component: cytoplasm; membrane. NCBI's taxonomy places the organism in Eukaryota, Metazoa, Arthropoda, Insecta, Diptera, Drosophilidae. The transcript has 3 exons. Gene Ontology annotation, biological process: regulation of response to endoplasmic reticulum stress; membrane protein intracellular domain proteolysis.
ACUAAAUUGCGCACAAGAUUUCCAGACGUGAUUAAUGUUGAUUUCUGGUCUGGAUUUUAAAGUAGUGUCAGUUCUUCGAUUAGGCACCGGAUAAUCACGUUUCCGGGCAAGAUUCCCGGGCGGAAGGGAGGCCAACAAGCAGUCCUGCCACCGAAAUAGGUUCUAAUACACCUGUAUUAUCAGACCAUAACAUCGAUGACCUCUUGAGAGUGCACAAAUCAUGGAUCCGUUGUUGUUCCUCAUCGUUUUGGCUUCGUUAUAUGGCAUUCUUUACUUUUUCGAUCGCUUCUUUAAGAGCUGCAUGCACUAUCCAUACGAUGCCUUCCUCAAGAAUACCGGACUGAGUGUCAACUUUUUGAGCCUCCAUUGGCAUACGAGUGCCUUUAAUAGAACUCUCCUCCGGUGGGGAUCCGCUGGGAACAGCUGUACGCGUAGAGUAAUGCUUACCAGUUUCAAUGCGGGUGUCCUAGUCACCUUUUCGCUGCUCCCGAUUGGUCUCAUCCUGCUCAUAGCAACCAUCUUCAGCAGUGGCGAACAGGACAGCUCUUCAUCCGCAGCCUCGGCCGUUGGAGUGCCGGUACAGCUGGAGAUUUUGCUGCCGGGAGUCAAUCUGCCGCUUGAGGAGAUAGGCUACUAUAUCACCACAUUAGUGCUCUGCUUGGUAGUUCAUGAAAUGGGCCAUGCCCUGGCUGCCGUAAUGGAGGAGGUUCCCGUCACAGGGUUUGGGAUUAAGUUUAUCUUCUGCCUGCCGUUGGCAUACACGGAGCUCUCCCACGACCAUCUUAACAGCCUGCGCUGGUUCCGCAAGUUACGCGUUCUGUGCGCCGGCAUCUGGCACAAUUUUGUGUUUGCUGGUGUAUGCUACCUCCUAAUCUCAACGGUGGGCAUUACCAUGUCACCACUUUACGCCUACAACCAACACGUUGUGGUCACUGAACUAACAAGAAAAUCUCCGCUGCGAGGAGAACGCGGCCUGCAGGUGGACAACCAAAUCACCCAAGUGAACGGGUGUCCGGUGAACAGUGAGGAGUCUUGGGUGGCCUGCCUGCAGAACUCAUUAAAACUGAAGCCAGGUUACUGUGUGAGUGCAGAAUUCGUGCAGCUUAACGACGAGAGCAGUGCAAUUUCACAUCACAGCAUUGAUGGACAGCUGCAGUGCUGUGAUGAACUGAAUCCCAAUGUGAGCUGCUUCGAGGUGGUGGAGGAUGCCAAUGGAGAUGUGCCCGUAGAGCUGCCGCAGCACGUGUGUCUCAAUGUGCGUCGAACUGUGGAGGAAGUUACCGAGCACUGUUCCUCGGGGGUCUGCAACGAGGGAUUCUGCCUGCGUCCGUUGAUACGGAAUAUCACUGCCAUAAUGACGUUUAAGCGUCAGAAUUUACGCGGCGAGAAAUUGCCGCCGGUGAUCUAUGUGGGUCAUCCGUGGGAUGUCACACGAACAGUAGAGGUAUCCGCAUUUGUGCCGAGAUACUCCUUUGUGAAGGCUGCCUGGCCAGAUGCAUGGCUGCUGCUCCUCAAGUAUAAUGUGGUCUUCAGCAUAGGAUUGGCCCUAAUCAAUGCCAUUCCCUGCUUCGGUUUCGAUGGCGCCCACAUUACCAGCACCGUGAUUCACAGCUUCUUGGUGGGCAGAGUUGAUCAGCAUGCCAAGAGGGAUCUCAUUUCGGUGAUCAUCACCAGCGUGGGCUCUCUGCUCUUUGGAUUGGCUCUGAUUAAGGUGGCUUGGCUGAGUUUUUUGCGACCUCUGCUUUAGGAACUGAUAUUGAUAACUGUUCUAUGGAACCUCGGAGUCCAACUCCCUCCAAAGACGCUAGACUGCUAUUUCACCUCCACGAAACACACGAAAACACAGCGAAUUGUAGCACCUCUAAGAUUCGAAAGCUUUUUGUCAUAGUCCUUAGUCUUAACUCGUAUUUAUUUUCGUACGGUUGUCGAGCUCAAAAAUAAAAUCAAAUUAAGCUAA